CACCCUUUUCUUUGGGAGUGAAAAAAGCGAGCGGGACGGCGCGCGCAGGAGAUGCGGGAUCGGGCGCCGCGCAUGGAGGAUCUGUGAACGCGUGCACGGGGGCGAGCCUCCCUCCAUCCAGCGGCGCGUGACGACGACGGAGAUGGAGGCGCUGUGAGGAACAAACAAAGCGGAGGAUGAGCGCCGCGAUGAUGAUAAUGAUGAUGAUGAGGAGGAGGACGAAGAGAAGGAGGAGCCCCGCUCUGCCGCUGCUGCUCUGCGUGCUGCUGGGCUGCAGCGUGUGGCGCGCGGAGAGCGGGAGCGCGCGCGUGGAGGGCGCCGUCGAAGUGACCCUGAAGGUGCACCUGAGUGAUGCCAGCACCCACCAGCCGAUACCUGGCGCCACCGUGGAGAUCUUUGCCAACCACACCUCAUUCGCCGCAGGGACCUCAGAAGCGGAUGGCAACGCCUUCAUCAGUUUUCCGUACCACUUGGGCACCCCGCUGAUCGUCACGGCAACCAAGCCCGGCUACGUGCCAAACUCCGCCCCGUGGUGGCCGGCCCGGUUACCCGUGUUCUCCUCGCUCAGCCUGGACCUGCUGCUGGAGAGGGCCGCCACGCUCAUGGUGUACGAGGACGUGGUGCACAUCGUCUCCGGCUUCCCAGGUUCAAGGGUUCGGCCCUGGGUUCACUUCCCUCGCCGGGCCCUGACUUUGCCGCCGGGCACCAGUUACAACAACCUGACAGCCUUGCUGACGGUGGCCAGCUCCGCCCAGGAAGUGGAGCGCUUCCCUUACCUGCAAGGUCUCGCUGAGAACGGCACAGGCAGCGGCAGGAGGGUGGAGCUCGCUGCCCUCACGGCCAUCAGCGUUCACCUGCGAGGCAGCGACGGGUCCGAACUGCACGUCACCGAACCUGUGAACAUCCUCGUACCCCUGCCCUCCAACAGUGGGCUGAAGGAGAACGACCACAUCCCCGCGUGGCGAUUCGAUCCCAAACUCGGUGUCUGGCUGAAGAGCGGCCUGGCCUGCGUCCAAAAGGAGGGUAACAAGCUGAUGCUGAACUAUAUCGCCCCCCAGCUAGGGUAUUGGGCAGCAGCCAUGCCGCCGAUCAGUACAGGAGCGGGGAUGGCGAAGGACAUCAGCACCUACCACACAGUCUUCCUCCUCGCCAUCCUGGGCGGGAUGAGCGUGAUCCUCCUCUUCCUCGUCUGCCUGCUGCUCUACUACUGCAGGAGGAGGUGUCGGCGACCGCGGCAACACCGAAAACUGCAGAUCUCCUCCGCCCUCGACUCCAAGAGGGACCAGGCCACGUCCAUGUCCCACGUCAACUUGAUCAGCGAGGUGCACCUGGACCUGGUGUCCUCCGUGCCUGAACCAGACUUGCACACGCCAAUGCUGAAACCCACCUGUGCCACCGCCUCUUCCUCCCGCCAGGAGGUGGCUCCCCCGAGCAGGGGCUCGCCAGCCCGUCGGCCGCCCUCCUCCUCCUCCGCGUCCCUGGCCAAGGAGCUCCGCCGUUCUGCGGAGAUCCUACCAGCGAGGGUGUCCCAUCCUCAGGAGCCCGUGGACGGGUACGAGUCGCCAGGCAGGGGUGACAGCCGGCUGAGCCGUGGCUCCGCGUCCUCCCAAAGACCGCCAGAUGGAGGAGAGCAACCGACACGGGUCUCGGCCACGCACCUGUCCGCCAGCAGUGCGGGGAGUUUCCAGGAGGCCGGUCCACCAGGGCCCUGCACGCCCAACUCGGACCGCCGACCGGCGGACUACCUGUUGUCGCGCUCAGUGGACCACCUGGAGAGGCCGAGCUCGCUGCCACGGCCCGGCCAGCUGCUGUGCUGCAGCUCCGUGGACCAGGUGACGGAUGGCGUGUACCGGCGGGCGCGGCCCACUCUGGUCAUCCCCGCCCACUACAUGAAGCUCCCCGGGGAGCACCCGUACGCCGGGCAGCCCCUGCUCCUGCAGACGGACCAGCAGAGCGACCUGGAGACCAUCCAGGCCGAGCUGUCGGCGUCCCAUCAGCCUUUGGGGCCGCCGGGUUCCGAGCCCCUGCAGCUGUCUUCCUCCUGCGAGGACCCCCGAGAUGGAUCGUGGACUCUGCAGACCACCACAAUCCCCGAGUCCCUCUCCAUCCCGACGUCCCUGAGCGAGGCAGGCUUGGUGCAGAUGAAUGGCGAAGAUCAGCUGCUGGCAGAGAAGACCUUGAUGGAGCUGAGGGGGGGCAAGCCGCUGCCCCACCCACGCGCCUGGUUCGUGUCUCUGGACGGGCGCUCUAACGCCCACAUCCGCCACUCGUACAUCGACUUGCAGCGCGCCGGCCGCAACGGCAGCAACGACGCCAGCCUGGACUCCGGCGUGGACAUGAGCGAGUUGGCCCGGCGAAUCCAGAAAGGGCUGCGGGAGGUGGAGCGGGAGGUGGGGGCGGAGCAGGUGGAGCAGGCCAGGAGCACGGCGCCCACCGUGUCGUACACCCAGCUGGUGUAUGUGGACGAUGCGGACGGCAGCGGGAGCGGCUCGCCCGAGGGCAGCCCCGAGGACAGCGCCCUGGGGCCGCUGCUGCAGGAUGUCCGCAGCCCGGAGGGACGGGAGCGGGAGGAGGACGAUGACGGAGACGUAGCGUUCAGAACUGAUCUUGCCAAGCCUGACCUGCAGCUCCCCGGCAGCAGCCCCGACGCCGUGCCCGGCCACGACGACAGCGGGGAGGACGAGAACAAGAAGAGUCCCUGGCAGAAGCGAGAGGAGAGACCGCUGCUGGCCUUCAACCUCAAAUGAGCCCACAUUCGAACGGACCGAGGACUGAGCCGAGAACUGAGAAAC
Molecule: messenger RNA, 2792 nt
Organism: Scleropages formosus (Asian bonytongue)
Lineage: Eukaryota; Metazoa; Chordata; Actinopteri; Osteoglossiformes; Osteoglossidae
Gene: fam171a1
Product: family with sequence similarity 171 member A1
Exons: 8
Coding region: 177-2747 (856 amino acids)
Biological process (GO): stress fiber assembly; regulation of cell shape
Cellular component (GO): plasma membrane
Source: RefSeq, a predicted model, not a curated record